AUUAACCAAGCGUAUUUAACGUUCUAAAAUAGUUUGUUAAUAAAAAUAUGUUCUGAAUGAUACUGAAAUAUAUACAUACCCUAAUUUAUAACGAAAAUCAAAUAACACUGAGGUUUUUAGCUUAACUUUUCACUACCCUGGUAUUUAACUUUUUCGUACUCUCUCUGGUCGCUCUCUCGUUUUAGCCAGGCUAUCAGAGAGUGAACCUUCCAUAUUAUGUUAUUUAAUGAACCUAUGUAUGAUAUUUACUGGCUUUGCAUUAGACUUUUUCAUUAGUCAUUUUAAAAUAUCCUAAUAUUUGGAUUUGAUAUUUUGGACAAAAACUGGAUGAUUAUUCACCGUGUCGCAUUGCAUGAGGAAGGUUACAUUGUGGUAGAUGCAAGAUUCAUUUCAAACAAACAUUUAGUUUGCUGAUAUGUCUCAACAUGAUGUUAUUUUCCAGAGUACAGAUGAUAGUUCUCAAAACCAAUACCCUUCUACAGAAACCAACUAUAAAUCGUCUGAGGAUCAUCUAGAUGAUAAUGAUGAAGAUGAUGAUGACGAGGUUGAAUCUUUAGCAAAGAAAAAUGAACCUCAGAAACCUGUUAGCGCUGAACGUCUUAAAGCAUUCAAUAUGUUUGUGCGCUUGUUUAUUGAUGAAAAUCUUGAUAGACUUGUACCAAUCUCUAAGCAACCCAAAGAAAAAAUAAAUGCAAUAAUCAUGUCUUGUCAACGACAAUUUCCAGAAUUUGAAGAUCGUGCACGGAAGCGGAUUCGCACAUAUUUAAAGUCUUGCAGGCGUUCAAUACGGCUUCGAGAAGAUACUAGUAAACCCACGUUGUAUCAACCUACUACCCAUCCUCCAGAAAUAAGCCAUAUCUUAGCUCAAGCUUGUCAAAAUGAAAGCCAUGAAGCAGCUAAGCGUCAAAGAUUAGAUGUAGAAAAAGAUGGUCAAAAAAAUGGAUUUUUUAGUAACGUAUAUGAUAAAAAAGACGCAAUGUCGCCACCCUUUGUAUCAUCAUCUUCAAAUAUUGAAUUAACACAUGCUGAAAUAAUUUCAAUCAAAGCGUUAAUCGAUGGAUACAGACAGUCGGCUUCAUUUUUGCAUCGCUCUGCGGAUGAAUUAGAAUGUAUUCUGAAAAAUGUUCAUUCGCCUAAAGUUGAUUCCAUAAAAAAGGAGGAAAACAGAUGUCCGCAUGGCGAAUUGCUUGUUUCCUCUGUUUCAAUAUCAGAACUAAAACGAAAAGCAGAUCAAUUCGGAUCACUCGAACUGAAUAAGCAACCUUUAUCUAGUUCGAGUCCAACGAAAGCGCUUUGUAAUAGUUCAAAAAGUGAGCGUAGUUCUCCUUCUAAGUUUAACUUUUGUGAAGACUUAUCUUCUAAUAAAACUAUUAAUGUCGAUGAAGAAAUUUCUCACAAAAAACCAGACAAUACAGAUAGUAUAGAACAAGUUAAAAGUGACAUUUCGGAAAAGUUUAAUCAAAAACAAAGUUCUUCAACAUUAAGCAGAUAUUUGGAACCAAACCAUCUGGAGUCAAACAUUGAAUCAGAUGAAAGUGUAGAAGCACAAACUGAUACUACUUCUAAAUCAAGCGCAAAUGAAGUUUAUCUCGUUUCAGAAAGUUUAAAUGAAGAAGUGUUAACUAAUAAUCACUUGGGUGUAAAACAAUCAUCUUAUCAAAAUAAUGCAAGUGAAAUUUUAUACAUUCCGGAAACGAGUAAAUCUCGUAUUGAGAGGAAUAUGUCGAAAGAUAAAGCAUCUCAAAUUUUGACGCCUAUUUAUUCAAAGCGUCUUCAAUACACAUCUGUUCAGCAUAAUAGAAAUUUCUCUCCUAUACCAACAACAAUUUCACUAGAUAACUAUGAGCGUUUUGAAACGCAUCAGCAACGUCACUCUGAUAUGAAUAGUGAACGCAUACCCCACCAUUCAAACAUGGCUCAACAGUUGCGAAACUCUACAUACGGCAAUAUACAUUCAAUCCACAUGUCUAGUUCUAGUCAAUCUCCGUGUUCAGAUGAUAUUCCUUACGAUUUACAUCAAAAGCGUAUAACGCAAGAGAAUUUUUAUGUUGAUACACCUUCCCCUAAACACUCUUCUGCUAACAUUUCUCUAUACGCAAAAACGCAAUUGUCACCUAAGCUUCAUUCCCAAUUUACAGGAGGCAACCAACGUUCACAGACAGUUUUAUACUCGCCUCGUCAACAAUCUAAUCAGGUUCGUUAUCAUAUUGGGCAGCAAUCAAGACAAAACCAAUUAAAUAAUUAUACUGUUUUUAAUUUUGAUAGUCCUUCACCUCAAGCAUAUUAUGAAAACAGGCAUCAACAUCAACAACAAAACUUUCAUCCUGUUGUUUCUCCUCAUAGUUAUCACCCUGUAAUUUCACCUAAUCAUUCGCCUUUGGUGCAAGACUUAUCUAAACCAACACAUUUUUCUGAUAUAAAUAGACAGUCUCAUUACCACGAUCAUUCCACAUCUUCGCAUGGAGAGUACACACAUUUCGAUAUUCAUCAGAUGAAUAAAUAGAUGGUCAUUAUAAUUAUUUUUUGCUCAGAUUGUUAUUUAUCUGGCGGUUACUAUUUGCAAUAUAUGUUUUCAAAAUAUUUUGCAUAGUUUUUUUAAAGACGAGUUUGAUACUUUGGUUAUACAUUGGCUGAAGUUUGCUUGGCUCUGAUUUAUUUUGAGCUGUGAUUUGGUACAAUAAAAUCUUGAGGCGCUCUGCUCAUUAAAAGAGUAUUAACACUGUGUGUUUUUUAAUAGUAUAUAUGACAUGAUAUUUAACCUUGUAUAUUUUUGUGUUUGUAUCUUUUUUUAAAUGUUUAGUUUUUUUUUUUACUAGUUAGGGUAUAUAAACAAGUUUUUCUAGGCUUUUUG
Hydra vulgaris (swiftwater hydra) is the source of this 2851-nucleotide messenger RNA. RefSeq lists its product as uncharacterized. NCBI's taxonomy places the organism in Eukaryota, Metazoa, Cnidaria, Hydrozoa, Anthoathecata, Hydridae. The record is from RefSeq and is a predicted model, not a curated record.